CAGUAAUUUCAAAAUGAGAUUUGGGAAAAAUGUUUGCAUAUUCUAUCACGCAAAUCUCCAGUUUCUCUCGAAUAUUCGCCGAAAAUUCCAUGAGUUUGCUCAGUUUGUACUGAUAAAAUUAUUGAUCGGAGGCGUUCCAGAUUGCUGUCGAAUAAUUUUCGCAGGUGCAGGAGGAGGAAACAUGUAUGGCUCUGGAAAAAUGAAGAGAGUUACUGCUGAAUUGGAUAAUAAGGUGAAGGCGCGAAUCGUCGGCGAGGAUCGAUCGGAGCUCGAUUACGUCACCAGCGGCAGCGAGUACAGCGGUGGAGGUGAUGACAACGUCGUAUCGUUGAGUUUACCAGAGCUUUUUUUCGAUUUCAGCGCUCGCGACGUCGGCGAGUCGUCGCUGGACAGCGGCGACCGUGACUCCGUUUCCGAGUGCGAGUCGUCGAUUGACGAGAGGUGUUUGCGGUUUGUGGAUUUGAUUAAGCCGAUUUUGUUAGAUCGGACGGAUGAGUUUAAAAAUGUGCUCGCGGAUGAGGUUUCGAAGGCAGUGAGGCGGUUUGCGAGUGUGGAAUCGGAUAAACGGACGAUGCGGAGGUAUGUGAUGGCGGCUUUGAGAGAUUUAGGGUAUAAUGCGGGGAUUUGCAAGACGCAUUGGGAGAGAUCCGGCGGAAUCACCGCCGGAAAGUACGAGUUCAUCGAUGUUCUCGAAAAAAACUGCUCGUCAGCGAGAUAUUUCGUCGAUUUAAAUUUUCCGCCGGAGUUUGAGAUCGCGCGGCCGACGAAUUCGUACGAGCAUCUGUUGCAGCACUUGCCGGCGGUUUUCGUCGGUACAGCCGACGACUUGAAACAGAUUGUGAAGUCGAUGAGUGACGCAGCGAGGAUAUCGUUGAGAUUCCGAGGCCUCCAUCUGCCGCCGUGGAGGAAGAAUCGGUUUCUGCAGAACAAGUGGUUCGGUUCCUACCGCCGGACGACGAACCUCUUUCCGGCGACGGCGAACCAGACUAACGCCGUUAUGUACUUCGCCGUUGGUUUCGAUAGCGCCGUCAACGACGGUCGUUUGGCGCGCUAGCCGUCUGCAGCGCGUACCAAAAGGCUGCAGUUACGAAAAUAAAUUUCAAUAAAUUUAAAUUAUUUUAUUAAUUUCUGAGCCUUAUCCUGUGAAUAUAUUUUGGUGUUUACGCGGCAAAUGCACAACGGACGCGGCGCCGCGGGUAAUGUUGGCUCCACCGUCGGAUGAGUUCAAUCGUGCGGUUAGA
This is a messenger RNA of Andrographis paniculata, 1241 nucleotides long. RefSeq lists its product as uncharacterized. Lineage: Eukaryota; Viridiplantae; Streptophyta; Magnoliopsida; Lamiales; Acanthaceae. The record is from RefSeq and is a predicted model, not a curated record. The transcript has a single exon. The coding region runs from base 14 to 1054 and encodes 346 amino acids.